Molecule: messenger RNA, 4559 nt
Organism: Durio zibethinus
Lineage: Eukaryota; Viridiplantae; Streptophyta; Magnoliopsida; Malvales; Malvaceae
Product: protein PLASTID MOVEMENT IMPAIRED 1-RELATED 2
Source: RefSeq, a predicted model, not a curated record
ACAAACAUUAUCGUUUUUCACCUUUUUUCCCGUGAAAAUUUCCCGGGAAAAAAAUAGAGAAAAUAAUAAUAAAAAAAAACCAUUACACGGUACCAAGAAAAUCCCAACCAAACCAAUAACUUGCUUUUAUCGCUUUUCAAUUUCCUUGAAAGGAGAGUUUAUUAUUCUUGAUUGUUUUAGUCUUUCCGCUUGCCUGAGUUUAACCAACUGAUCAAAUUACAAGCUGUUCAUACAAGACAAACAUUAUCAUUUUUUACAUUUUUCCCGUGAAAAUUUCCGGGAAAAUACAGAGAAAAUAAUUGGAAAAAAAAACCUUUACACGAUCCCAAGAAAAUCCCAACCCAACCAAUAACUUGUUUUUAUCGCUUUUCAAUUUCCUUGAAAGGAGAGUUUAUUAUUCUUGAUUGUUGCUCUUUUCUUCUAGUCAAAAGUUUAGUCACUGAAAUCGAUCAAGGUUUUGGUUUUACGGUUUCAUCUGACAGAAACAAGGAAUAAGAUUUCAAUGGGUUGUUGAAGAUAUCUGGAGAAACUGAAAUUGUUAAAGAUAUCUGUUGCACUUUAUUAAGGUUUGUAACUGUCUUUGUGUAAUGGUGAAAAUGAACUCCAAGAUAGAGCAUGAUAAGAAUAAUGGUGCUGGUGAUUCUAACAAUGGUCAGUUGUUGCGUGACAUUGAGGAAAUAAGUAAAGCUCUUUACUUGCAUAAAACCUUAUCGAAGGCUUUGAUUUCCACAUCCAAUGCUAGAUCUAAAUCUGCUGGAAAAACCCAUCCUUUGGAAUCCAAAUCGACUCAGAACUCAAGAAACCUUUAUGAUGAUGUGAUGCAGAAGGAUAAGAAAUCAUCAUCAUUGUGGAAUUGGAAGAAGCCCCUGAAAGCAUUAACUCAUAUUAGGCAUCAUCGGUUUAAUAUUUGUUUUUUCCUCCAUGUGCAUUCUAUUGAAGGCUUGCCUUCCUAUUUAAAUGAGUUUAGCUUAUGUGUGCAUUGGAAGAGGAAGGGUGAGGUAUUGUCUACACGUGCAGCUAGGGUUGUCAAUGGAAUUGCUGAAUUUGAAGAGACGUUAAUGCAUAAAGGUUGUGUGUAUGGUAGUAGAAGUGGGCCUCAUAAUUCAGCAAAGUACGAAGUCAAGCUUUGCCUAAUCUACGCUUCUGUUAUUGGCGCUCUUGGGCAUGAUAUAGGAGAACAUUGGAUUGAUCUCACAAGGCUGUUACCGCUUACUUUGGAGGAUUUAGAAGGGGAGAAAGGCUUAGGUAAAUGGACAACAAGCUUUAAACUUUCUGGCAAGGCUAAGGGUGCUACUCUAAAUGUCAGUUUCAGUUUCUUGGUAAUUAGGGAAAAUUUAGUUGAAUCAAGUGGCAAUAUGAAUGCAUUGAAUUCUAUAAAUCUAACAGAGAAGGGGUCAAGUGCAAUGGGAUACAGUGGAGGUCUUCAUGCAAGCAAGGGGAAUGUGAUGCUUCAGCAUGGUGGGAUUGUUCCAAGUAACGUAAACCACGGGACUUAUCUGUCACCUCUGUCUGUUGAUAUAAAGUUCAGUACUGAAGUGUUGCCAAAUUUGGGACUGGAACUUUCCAAUUCAAUAAGUUUUUUAUAUCAGAAACUUAAUGAAGGGAACUUACACAGUGUAUCAGGCUUAGAUAAAUUGUUUGAACAUGUGGAGCCACUCAAACCUAAUUCUGAGUCUGCUAAAGGUGUAGAUGAGUAUGAAAACAUUGAGUUUUUUGUUGUUGAACAGGGUGUAGAAAUGUGUCAGAAAUAUCCGUCUAAACUUGAACAAAGUGCUAUUCAGACUAUUGAUGACUCUGCCAUUGAAACUAUCAAUGUGGAUGAGAUCCUUAAAGAUUGUGACACAGAUUUUGAUGAGGAAGCAGAACAUGUUUUAGAUUUCCACAGCUCCAGUAGUUGCAUGGAGGAGGUUGUGAUAGAUGACUGCAUACAAGAAAGGAGUAAUAUAUUUUCCAAACCAUUGACUGUGCCAGAGUCGGAGUCAGCUUUUAAUGACAUGUUGAUUACAGAAUCAUCAGUAUCAGAAUCUCCAUCUGCUUUGGACGAGUUUAUUGAGCAUGACAAGUUUAUGGAGAUUAAAUCACAUUACAAGGCUAGCAAAUUGACAAAUAAAUCACUAAGUUUAGAUCUCGUUGCGGACACUGUGGCAAGUGAUUUCUUAAAGAUGCUGGAAAUUGAACAUGGUCCAUUUAGCUUGAAUUCUGACAGUGCUCUUGAAUCUCCUAGAGAGCGUCUGUGGAGAGAGUUUGAAAAUGAAGCCCUAGCUUCCGGUGACUUCAUUCUAGAUUUUGAUGGAGGGGGAGUGGAGGAGGAAAUUGGUUCCACCACUCCUGGUGCAUGCUGUGGGGAUAGUUCUGAAGAUUUUUCUUUCUCUUCAGUUAUUCUGCCCAUCAAGGAGCAGAAGAUGGAAAGUCUGUCACUGAAAAACAGAGGGAAGGUAAAAAUGCUUGAAAACUUGGAGACUGAAGCUUUGAUGCGUGAGUGGGGCUUAGAUGAGAAGGCUUUUCAAAUUUCUCCAAGUGUUCAAACUGAUGGAUUUGGUAGUCCGAUUAUGCUUUCACCAGAACGAGGUGAAUUACCUCCACUAGGAGGGUUUGGACAUUUCAUCCCUACAAAGGACGGAGGUGUUCUACGAUCUAUGACUCCCUCAGUUUUUAGAAAUUGUAAAAAUGUUGGCCACUUGGUCAUGCAAGUAUCUAGAGCAGCUGUAUUUCCUGCAAGAUUGGGUACUGAUAUCAUGGAGAUAUCAAACCUGGCUUUACUCGGAAUUGAGAACCUGUCCUUAGAGGUUAACAAAUUAAUGCCUUUGGAGGAUAUUACUCGGAAAACAUUGCAACAAAUUGCACUGGUAGCCGAACCUAGAGCUGUUGUGCUAGAGGGGUGGGAUGAGUUGCAGCUAGAAUCAUUAUGUGAGCAGGACUCAUUUGAUCAGAGAAAGGAAGUUGGAGGAUUUCAAUUUUGCUGGACUUACGAUUCUCUGAGCUCAGGCCUCAUAGUUGGUGAGAUGGGCCCAGGCUGUGUAUCCCUAGAAAACCUUGUUCCAUCAGCCAUAAUUAGGAUAGAAGCCCUUGCAUUAGAGGGUUUGAGAAUUCAAUGUGAAAUGUCAGAUGAGGACGUACCUUCAAGCGUAAGUCCUUUGCCCUCUAGCAACAUUUCAUUUAUUACACGGAGGGAUUCAAAAUUUGGCAAGUUUCACAGUUUGGAGGGAGCAUCAGGUUCACAAUUUCUAGAUUUCAGAGAUGCUGUUGAUUAUGCUAAUAGAUUAAUGGGCCUUUCUAUAACUUUGGAUGAGUGGUUACGGCUGGACUCUGGAAUUAUUGGUGAUGGAGAUCAUAUUAGUGAACAGAAGAUCCAGAUACUUGAGGCUUAUCAAGCCAAGUGCAUCGAUUUGGUUAGUGGAAUAUCGACAAAACCUGUUAACUUGGGUAAAGCGUCUGGUAGGAAGCAUGGGUUGUUGGGAAACAACUUUACGCUAGCUGUCAUGGUGUUGCUUAGAGAUCCCCUUCGAAACUAUGAACCAGUUGGCAGUUCAAUGAUUGCUUUAAUUCAAGUAGAGAGGGUUUCUGUCCCACCAGAGCAAGGAAUCUAUAGCACACUGCCAGAAGGAGAUCUGGAAGAGAACCCUGAAUCAGAGGCGGAGGAAAAAGAGGGUACUCGAUUCUUCAAAAUCGCAGAGCUCCAUCUUGCAGGGUUAAAUACUGAGCCCAAUAAGUGGCAUCUUUGGGGCACCAAAGCACAGCAACAGUCUGGGAGCCGCUGGUUGCUUGCUAGUGGCAUGGCUAACUCGAAUAAUACUCCAUUUUCAAAGUCGAAGGCAAUUGUAAGAUUCUACCCACGAGUGAUGAGAAAGAAGGAGGCUGGGAAUGUUCUCUGGAGUCUAUCCUCUAAUGUUUUUGAAGCAGGAACUACUUGGAAAGAAUUGGCUGAUUUGGGUCCACAUUGUCGAAACCCUAAUGUCGCCUUUUCAAAUUAAGGUGUCAAAUUUGUUUUAGAUUGCAGUUUUUGACUACUUCCUAAGAGUAUACCUUUAAUUUGUAGGGUUAACAGUGUGUAGGCAUUUUUUUAUUCCUGUAUGUGUUACCCAACUCUCUGCAGCUAAAGUUUUCUAGAUUCUACAGCCCAAUAGGUAUCUAUUUUGCAGUUGCAUAUCCAUUUUACAUGUAAUCAGUUCAUGUCAAUUUGAUAAAUGAAGCAUAUAGCUAAACUUUUCUGCCUUUUCUACGCCUCUUGUUCUCUUGCUAUGGUUUGUUUAUGCAGUUAUAUGCUCACCACAGGUCUAUAAUAAUAUUGAUGAUUGUCUAAUUAGAGAUAUAAUAUCAAGUGGUCAAAGAACAGAUCCCGGAACCAGAUCCAAAGAAAGCAAGAGGAGGUUGUAAUUUUCUGGCCCAAGGUUUCUCUUUUAUUCUUUUUGCGUCCUAAUGUUGGAUAUCUGAGUAUACACAUCCCUUCCCUAUCAAAUUUCCAAAUUUACCGUAGGAUAGAAAGGUAGUGCAAAUGAUAGAUAUCCCUAGAGGCGCCUUUUAUUGGGUUUUAGAAUCGUCUGAUAUUCUAGAAUAUAACA